AUGUUUGAAAGUAGAUUGACAAAGAAUCAACUCUUGGUAAAAAUUAAUCAAUUAACGGCAUCUCUUAAAGAACAGAAAGAAAACUAUGCUAAUGAAGUUUGUCUUUUAAAAGAAAACCAUGCUAAUGAAAUUGGUCUUAUGAAAGAAAAUCAUGUUAAUAAAAUUAGUUUUAUGAAAGAAACCUAUGCUAAUGAAAAACAUGAAAAAGAAAUUAAACAAAUUGAAACUACAAACAAAAAACAUGAGUAUGAAUAUGGUAAAAGAUUGAAAGAAAAAGAUAAGAUUCAUAAACGUGAAAAAGAAGAACGAGAAAAAACAUAUAAAUGUGAGAUAGAACUUAUGCAAGAAAAUAUUAAUAAUUUAGAAUAA
This is a messenger RNA of Scutellospora calospora, 369 nucleotides long. NCBI's taxonomy places the organism in Eukaryota, Fungi, Glomeromycota, Glomeromycetes, Diversisporales, Gigasporaceae. The record is from the annotation of a GenBank genome assembly.